AUAUAUAUAUAUAUAUAUAGUCUCGAAAAUGUCGGCUCUGCUUAAUGCCACGGCUCAGGCAGCCGCGCAGUUUACGUUCCAAACCACGGAUUAUAUUGUGUUCGCUUUUAUGCUCAGCAUAUCGGCGGGGAUCGGUGUUUAUUUCGGAUUUUUUAACACGGGUGAGGAUACCACGGAGGAGUAUCUGAUGGGUGGCAAACGGAUGAAGACCAUACCGAUUGCCAUUUCACUGGUGGCCAGUCAAUUGUCCGCCAUCUCCAUUAUGACUGUGCCAGCGGAGAUGUAUGCCUUUGGCAUUAGUUGGACAUUUCAUAUAGUCAGCAUGAUUUUGGUUAUACCGAUUCUUAACUAUAUCAUAAUACCCGUCUUCUACAACAACAACAUUACCAACUGUUAUGAGUAUUUGGAAUUGCGUUUUAAUCGCGCCACGCGAAAACUGCAAACUUUCAUAUUUGUGCUUUAUUUGUUUUUAAUGCUGCCGAUUUUUAUAUUUUUACCUUCAUUGGCUUUUGCACAGGUUACCGGCUACAAUGUGCAUAUUAUCAAUACUAUAGUUUGCAGCAUUUGCGUUUUCUACACUAUGAUUGGCGGCAUUAAGGCCGUUGUUUGGACGGAUGUGGUUCAGGCAGCCAUUAUGGUCAUCUCGGUGAUCAUGGUGGGAAUUAUGGGUGCCUAUCGAAUCGGUGGAGUUUCCGAGGUCUUCCGCAUUGCUGACGAAGGUGGACGCUUCGAUAUUGACUACGCCUUUGACCUGAAAACAAGGAAUACAUUCUGGAAUGUGUUCAGCACGGCGCUCAUCGCCUGGUCGGGUUACGUGGGCCUCAAUCAGAGCUGUGUGCAACGCAUCGUUUCACUUCCCUCACUGGGACAUGCUCGAAGAGCUCUGGUGUUGUUUGGCUUGGGCUUUACGCUCGUCAUGAGUUUCAAUUGCUUUACGGGCAUUGUGAUGUAUGCCCGUUACCAUGACUGUGAUCCCCUCACUCUGGGCCUGGUCAGCAAACUGGAUAAAAUGGUGCCAUAUUUUGUUCAGGAUAUUGUUGGUCAUUUGACCGGAUUGCCAGGCAUAUUUAUUUCGUGCGUGUUUAGCGCUGCUCUCAGCACACUUUCGGCCAGCAUUAAUGCACUCAGUGGCAUUGUUUAUUUUGACUACAUCAAACCCCAUAUCAAACACACCGAACACAAGGCCAAUAUCAUUAUGAAGAUAUUCGUAUUGUUCACCGGCAUCUACUGUAUCUUUGGCGGCAUUUUUGUGGAGCAAUUCAAUUCCAUAUUGCAGAUCUGCUUCUCCAUUGGUGGCACCAGUUUUGGCUCUGUUUGCGGCGUCUUUUUGCUGGGCAUGCUGGUGCCCAGAGCACAUGGUCGGGCGGCUCUGGCUAGUGUCCUGGUGAGCAUUGCCUGCAUGACCUUCAUUGUGGUGGCCAGUUGGGGGCGUAAUCAUUAUGCUCAACUGCCCACAACCAUCGACAACUGCCCGGCUAUUAAUGCAACCCAAACACCAACAACAAUGACAACAACAACAACAACACCUUAUUCAGUAUUUAAUGAGCCAGUCAAAGUUGAAUCUUUGCCAGAUUCAAGUUUCAAUCUGUUGGACAUGUCCUUCAAUUGGUAUAGUGUGAUUGGAUUUGUAAUCACCUGGGUGGUUGGCGUACUUUUAAGUUAUGUCCUGAAACCAGCGCCGGGUACCAAACUGAAUCCCAGUCUUCUAUCGCCGAUAAUAAAGCCAUUUGUUAACUACGCACCGGCCGCAGGUGAGGAAUUGCCCGAGUUGACAAUCGACGAGCAAAAAGAGAAAAUGAUGGAUUAUGGUGCGAGAAACAAUGUUUACAUGCAACCAAUGAGUCGGGUGCAUAUUUGCUUCAUUGAUUCUGUGGGCUACCAGCAGUUAACCAUGUCAAGUUCAACUACGGCGGAGCCAGCUGCAGCAGCUGCUGCUGCUGAAUCCCUUCGAUUUGGCAUUACGGAUUAUACGGUUUUCACAAUUAUGCUCUGUGCAUCGGCAGCAAUUGGAAUCUACUUCGGGUUCUUUGCCAAGGCCAAAAAUACCACAGAGGAAUAUCUGCGGGGUGGCAAGAAAAUGAAAACACUGCCCAUAGCCAUAUCCUUAGUGGCAAGUCAACUAUCCGGCUUAUCGAUUAUGUCCGUUCCUGCCGAGACUUAUACGUUUGGCUUCAACUACAUCUUCGUUGUAAUUUCUAUGAUUGCUGUUGUGCCAAUUCUAAUUUAUAUUAUUGUGCCAGUGUUCUAUGAAAAUAAUGUGUCAAAUUGUUACGAGUAUUUGGAGAUGCGAUUCAAUAAAUUCACUCGAAAAGUGGUGACAGCCACUUUUGUGAUGAACUCGUGCCUCAUGUUGCCUGUGUUUAUGUUUAUACCCUCUUUGGCCUUUUCACAAGUUACCGGCUGGAAUAUUCAUGUGAUUAAUGCAUUGGUCUCUUCGAUCUGUGUUUUCUACACCAUGUUGGGUGGCAUUAAGGCCGUGGUUUGGACGGAUGUCAUCCAGGGUGGCACCAUGUUGAUCUCUGUAUUGAUGGUGGGAGUUCUGGGCACAAUGCAAACGGGUGGAUUGAGUUCUGUGAUGGAGAACGCCAGUGCUGGAGGUCGUUUCAAUUUUGAUCUAAGAUGGGAUCCACGCAUUCGCAUAACAGUGUGGAACGCAUUCUUUGGUGGACUCUUCAUGUGGACGGGACACAUUGGACUAAACCAGAGCUGUGUCCAACGCAUUGUUUCGCUACCCUCUUUCGCUCAUGCCAAAAGAUCGCUAAUCAUUUCGGGUUUUGGCUUCAUCAUGAUCAUGGGAAUUAUGAGCUUUACGGGCAUUAUAAUGUAUGCCAGAUAUUUUGGAUGUGAUCCCAUGUUGGCAGGUCUGGUCAGCAAACCGGAUAAAAUGAUGCCCUUCUUUAUACAGGAUAUAAUGGGUAAUUUGCCUGGUUUCCCGGGGUUGUUUAUCUCGUGUGUCUUCAGUGCCUCGCUGAGCACUCUCUCCGCCAAUCUAAACUCCCUAGCUGGUGUCAUUUAUUUUGACUAUAUUAAACCAUUCAUUCGGCACACGGAGACAAGAGCGAAUGCAACGAUGAAGAUGAUCAUUAUUGGAAUUGGUUUCUAUUGCAUCGCUGGUGGUUUUAUGGUGCAGAAUUUUAAUUCUCUUUUGCAGACUGUGAUUAGCGUCACUGGGAUAAAUACGGGCGCCGUUGUGGGUGUAUUCCUACUGGGCAUGCUCUAUCCUAAUGCCAAUAGUAAGGUGGUCGGAUCGAGUAUCAUAUUUAGUAUGGUUGUAAUGCUGUGGAUCAUUGCCAAUGCACAAAUGAACUUCAAGGCGGGCCUCAUCAGAUACGAUGGCCUGCCCAACAGUUUGGAUCAAUGCGAGGCGCCUCAAUUUAAAACGAUUGCAAAUGCAAUCAACAAUUCAACAAUUUUAACCACAACAGUUUCGCCACAAUUGAUUUCUGGCGCCUUUGGCAGUAAUCGCGAUUUUUCUUUAUAUGACAUAUCAUUUUACUCUUACAAAAUAUUGGGUAUUUCUCUAACAAUUAUCUGGACGGUUAUAAUGAGCUACAUUGUCAAACCGGAUGCAAAGAAGAGACCAAAUCCUAAAGUCUUCUCGCCAUUUGUACGAAAAUAUCUGAAUUUGAAUCCAGAACUGGAAUUGGAAGAGUUGCCUCUGAAGGGAGCACCGCUGAAAGAGGAUGAAGCGUCUGAGCAUAAAAUAGAUAUUACUAAAAUAGAUAAUAUCAAAAAUGAUGUGACAACCGAUCGUUAAAAUAAAAUCGAUUAAUACCUUUAAGUUCUU
Molecule: messenger RNA, 3787 nt
Organism: Drosophila grimshawi
Lineage: Eukaryota; Metazoa; Arthropoda; Insecta; Diptera; Drosophilidae
Exons: 16
Coding region: 29-3757 (1242 amino acids)
Biological process (GO): transmembrane transport; sodium ion transport
Cellular component (GO): membrane
Molecular function (GO): symporter activity
Source: RefSeq, a predicted model, not a curated record